Molecule: messenger RNA, 593 nt
Organism: Paraglomus brasilianum
Lineage: Eukaryota; Fungi; Glomeromycota; Glomeromycetes; Paraglomerales; Paraglomeraceae
Source: the annotation of a GenBank genome assembly
AUGAAAGCUAAUAACCAGAAACGCACGCACGAUAACGACACGUCCUCGUCUCCUGUUUCGCCCAAGAAGCAGAAGAUCAGAGACAAGGACUCUGGUAAAAACACUCGAACGUUUUCUACCAGAGAUAAGUUCGAUACAAGAUUACUGUCCAAAAUAGUGUGGGUGAUGUGCGAAACCAGAGGGCUUUGGUGGCCUGGGGAGAUAAUAAACGAGAACAAGUCUGAAAUCCCUCUCAAAAUAAAAUGCUUCGGUCGGACAAAACCAAACACAAUAGCAAUUUCCGAUCCAUCUUCAGAGCGCAUCGUCCCCUUCCGCCAUUCGUUAUCGCCCACAUUUCGCGAAGAUGGAAUAAAGUCUAGUCGAAAAGACGAAUUUUUAAGGGCCUUUGAACUUGCUCAAGAGAAAGAUGUCGAGGAUAAUGAUGGAUUACCUACCGCAUAUUGGGCAAUACAAACUGUGGUCUCUCAGAAAUCGCAAAGGAAAAGGAUAGAUAAGCCUAUAGCAUUUGGACAGUCAAACGAUAACUAUUCAAAUUUGGAUCAUGACAAGAUGCAAGACGGUUAUUCUACCGAGCUAUCAGAGUUGGAUGCGAG